UAUAAAUUUAAAAAUGGGUGCUAAUUCUUCUUAGAGUGAGAAGUUUGUGCAAGAGUUCCAAAGACAAUGCGUAAAGGUGAGAGAGUUAAAAGACUUGCGUUUUGGAGAUGUUCAGAUUUACAGAACUCAACAGAAUACUUUCAUUAUGGUCAAAAGCAUCUGGUGUAACAAUUCAUCAGAAUAUGACGCAUCCAUAAGUAAUAUUAAAUUAAUUCAUUUAGGCAAUUGUGAAAAGAGAUCCAAGAUUCAACAUUAAAAUUUGGUCAAACUCUUAGGAUAUCAUUCAAAUUCAUAAAAUUAAUGGUGUGGAGAUUUUUCAAAAAUUACUGUAUAUUUGGAAUUCUUUGACUACACUCUAGAAAAGUCUAUUGAAACAAGAAGACAAACCAAUCAAUACUUUACUGAAGCCGAGCUAUGGAAAAUGCUAUUCACUAUUGCUAAAUUGGGAAUCUAUCUUGAAGAAUAAAACAAAGUUCUUGGAGACAUCAGACCCUGCAACAUUCAAUUGUCAGAUGAUUUGAAAAUGGCUGUAAGUAUUAUCCUUAAUUCUUUAUAGGAAUUAGGCAUAUUGAAACCAGAUCAAACAGGUUAUUAAAGAUAAAUUAAUAAUCAAGAAAUAGCAUAUUUAAGUCCAGAACAACUAUAUUCACUCAAUAAUACUUCAAUAACAGCCAAAUCUGAUGUCUUCUCUUUGGGUGUCACCAUGCUAGAAUGCUCAACUCUAAUGAGUGGAAAGAAUCUCUAUAAAUCUAAUAGAAUUGAUGGCCAUCUCCUUUAACAAUUAUUAGAAACUGUCAAAUAACUAGGGUAUUCAAAUCCUUGGUACAGAAUGGUCAGAGAGUUAUUAAAGGAAUAGCCUGAUGAAAGACCCUCAUAUUAAGAUAUUUAUGUAAUUUCAAUUUUUAUAUUCAGGAUGCCCUCAAAUAAUUUGAAGUUCAGAUUCUGAAUCUCCAACCCUUUUCCCUUUUAUACUAACAACCUCCAUUACCAUAAUAAUCAAUAUCACCUUAUAGACCACAACAUUAACAAUAUUCAUAAUAAAAUCCUCCUUCACAUCUAUAAUAAUAACAGCAUACUUCACUUCCCAUGUAAUUUUAAUAAUUCCAACAACAAUAAUAAUAGCCAUAACAAUAAUAACAAAUAGUUUAACCUUAACAGAUACAGUCUUUGCCUUAAUAACCACCUUAUUAAUACCAAUAAUAAGUGCUACCUUCACAAUAACCAAUUUUAGCAUCUUAAUUACCUUCUUAAUAGCCGUAAUAAUAAUAACCAAUACCCUAAAAUUAAUUUCCUCCAUAGCAAUCUUAUUUGUACUCAUAUCAAUAACAACAACCUUAUCUAAAUGAAUUAGCAAAUGCUUAGUCAAAUUAUUUUGUAUAAUAACCAUAACACCAUGUACCUUAAUAGAUAGAGUAGUCCCCAUAUCACACACUAUAGUCCCCUUAAAAUAUGACAUCAACAAUGUAUUAUCAAGAAGAAGAGUAAGAUGAUGGAUUGAAUGAAAUUGACAGAAAGAUUCAAUAAGCAUUGAAAAUGACUAGGGAUACUGAAAUGAGAAAUAAAUAAACACCGAAUUACUAUUGA
Paramecium octaurelia is the source of this 1584-nucleotide messenger RNA. The record is from the annotation of a GenBank genome assembly. NCBI's taxonomy places the organism in Eukaryota, Ciliophora, Oligohymenophorea, Peniculida, Parameciidae.